Messenger RNA from Aspergillus homomorphus CBS 101889, 1191 nucleotides. RefSeq names its product intradiol ring-cleavage dioxygenase. Gene Ontology annotation, molecular function: oxidoreductase activity, acting on single donors with incorporation of molecular oxygen, incorporation of two atoms of oxygen; ferric iron binding. The transcript has 3 exons. NCBI's taxonomy places the organism in Eukaryota, Fungi, Ascomycota, Eurotiomycetes, Eurotiales, Aspergillaceae. The record is from RefSeq and is a predicted model, not a curated record. The coding region runs from base 1 to 1191 and encodes 396 amino acids.
AUGCACUUCUCAAAGUUCCUCAUCCUCAGCGCGGCCACUCUGGCCCUUGCCCACCCCGGCGAGAAGCAUGACAUGAAGGCCGUCAAGCGCGAAAUCCACCUUCGCGAUGCCUUGGCUGCCAGGGCUCAACAGGGUGUGAACGCUUGUUCCUCGUCCCAGGCCGCCCAGCAGGUUCAGCAGCGCAGCAUUGCCCGCCGCGCGCAGACUGCGAAGGAGUUGCGUUCCAAGCGCGGAAUUACCUCUGCUCCACAGAAGUGGCGUCGUGACCUCGCUGCUCUCGAGAAGUGGGAGGCCAUCAACCACAACAAGACUGGUCUUCUGGACUACGGUCCCAACUCCGAUGCCGACAUCUUCGGUGCCAACACCAGCUCGAUCUUGACUCCUACCAUCACCGAUGGUCCCUACUACGUCUGGGGCGAGGUUAUUCGCCAGAACGUCAAGGAGGAGAAAUACUGUAACGGUAUCGAUGUCUAUCUUGAGGUUCAGUACAUCGAUGUGAGCACCUGUCUUCCUGUUCAGGGCGCAUUGGUCGACAUCUGGAACGCCAACGCUACUGGUGUCUACAGUGGCAUCUCCACCAGCGGCAACUACGCCGCCGGCGGCUGGGACUCGACCUACCUCCGUGGUAUCCAGGAGACCAACGAGGAGGGCGUCGUGACCUUCAACACCAUCUUCCCCGGUCACUACGACGGUCGCGCCACCCACACCCAUCUCCUCACCCACCUCAACUCUACCAUCAACCGCAACAACGGUACCCUGCAGGUCGGUACCGGCAGCGUCGCGCACAUCGGCCAGCUGUUCUGGAACGAGGUCCUCCGCUCCGCCGUCGAGAACACCUACCCGUACACCACCAACACUCAGGCUGUCACCACCAACGCGGAGGAUAUGUGGAGUGUCCUCCAGGCUUCGUCCGCCUAUGACCCUUUCCCCGAGUACUUGUACCUCGGUGACAGUCUGGAGGACGGCUUGUUUGCCUGGAUCCAGAUUGGCAUCAACACCACGGCUGAUUACACGGACAACUCCUACUACAGCAUCGCUGCUUACUACGAUGAGACCGGUGGCCACCAGAACACCGACAGCUCUGCCUUCGGUGGCGGUGGUGGCUCUGGCUCUGGUGAUGCCAUGCCCUCCGGCUCCAUGAGCGGCAUGCCUUCUGGGUCCAUGGGUGCUGCUCCUACCCAGAGUGCCUGA